CAUAAACUGACUUGACACUGACAUAUAUAAGUCAGUGUAUUUUGUGAAUUGUUUAUCAUGUUUUUGUGAAUCUUUAUUGUAUUAUUUAAUGUAGUUUAUUUUAUAGAGAGCAAGAUGUUUGACGCGCAAGAUGAUGACGAAGACGAUUUCAACACGCCAUAUAGUGAUGGCCACUGGGAAUGGAGCGAUAAAGAGAAAAUACUCAUAUUUCUAAGCAACCAAACUAGAACAGAUGAAGACUUUCAAAGCCAUACUACUGCUGUAUAUAAAAAUGGACCGGUCGAAUUCAGUGAUGAUUUAGACCUAUUAGAACAACAAAGAUUCAGAAAACGUUAUCAAAGAAAAUAUGAAGGUGAAGAUGACGUUAUAAUUCUUCAGGAUAUAAAAGACGUUGUGCUAUUUACAGCACCUACAUGUAUCUUGAAUAACACGAUAAUAAAGAUACUUCAUCUACAAUCUUGUGAGCGAUUUAUCAGAGCUUUGAUUCUAUAUUGCCAAUAUUUUCUCCAGGUGUCAGAUAUUAUGAAUAAUCGGUUAAUUGAAGCAGAAAGCAAAGUUCGCACUGGUGUCAGUUUGAGCGUGGAAAUCAGCUAUCGUAACAAUUUAGAGGACUUACGUUUGUUAGUCGCUAAAGAAUACUGUAACUUCAUUCUAGGUGCUCAAGAUUACAAGCCAUUCCACCAUAUGGGAACGGAUAAGAAAUCUAAGUCGUUGUCUAACAAGGAAGCAUUCAUAUUUGAAUCCCUUAUUAGUAUAUUCGUACAAAUAAUAUGGAUAGCACUAGGACGUAGAGCAUUUAACACGAUAGAACUGGAAGUACACCGAAUAUUUAAGUCGCAAUGCUUUAAUUUAAUAGAGCACAGGCGAAAGACGAAAAACCUUUUCAAAAUGUUACACCAAGAAAAGCUCAUAUUGCUAGGUCACUGUGUCCAACAUAAGAAGAAAUUGCUAGCGCAGUCUCCAUUAUUGAACGAGGUUGGCUGUCACCGCCCAAUAGAUUUCCGCCUCCUUGGUCUGGGUUAUGUUAAAAUUGAUUGUUUAACAUCUCGACAGUUGUACUUGGAGAGAGUAUUAACUACAAGCGAAACCGCGUUCAAAGAUAAAGGGCUGACGUUGGGAAUAAUAGGCUUACCUCGUUCACGAUUUGACACCAUGUUAAUGGAGGUCAAAGGAGUCGUAUCAACUGCGUCAUCAGCCAGCAGAAGUUCUAGAUCAUUUUCCCGAACCGGCAGUCUACGUAAAAGCGUAGUAGCUGCUAGUACUGCGAGUUCGUUUCAAAAGAUAUUCAAUGACAUUGUAUUGCCCGAGAAAACAAUAGACAAAAAAUGGUUGCCCGAUUCAUUUCCAUUGGAGAGUCCGUCUAUAAAAACGUGCAAACAGACGCAAAGAGAUAAGUGGUUAGCCCGGCAGUCGCAGCUUUCAAAGAAGUAUAAUUUCCCUACUAAGAAGCGCCAGUAGCCUAGACAAUCGAAAAAUUGUCAUGUUGAUCACCCAAUCUGUACUGGAACUGGAACACCAGUUAAAAGUAGUUUGAAGAAAAUAAUCGUAUACCUCACUAUCCGUUAUUCUUAUUUUGAUUUGAAUCGUAACGUCUCAUUUAAACGAUCCGUGGCUCUCGACAAAAAUGUUUUUUUUACAAAAAACUGAUUAAACUUGAUUAAACUUG
Chilo suppressalis (striped riceborer) is the source of this 1666-nucleotide messenger RNA. The record is from the annotation of a GenBank genome assembly. Lineage: Eukaryota; Metazoa; Arthropoda; Insecta; Lepidoptera; Crambidae.